This is a messenger RNA of Hippopotamus amphibius kiboko, 473 nucleotides long. RefSeq names its product UL16-binding protein 3-like. Lineage: Eukaryota; Metazoa; Chordata; Mammalia; Artiodactyla; Hippopotamidae. Gene Ontology annotation, cellular component: external side of plasma membrane. Bases 1 to 315 code for a protein of 104 amino acids. Gene Ontology annotation, biological process: antigen processing and presentation of endogenous peptide antigen via MHC class Ib; immune response; positive regulation of T cell mediated cytotoxicity. The record is from RefSeq and is a predicted model, not a curated record. The transcript is spliced from 2 exons.
AUGUGCCUCCACUUUGACACAGAGGAUGGACACUGGACAGUGGUUCAUCCUGCAGGCAGACGGAUGAAAGAGAAGUGGGAGAAUGACAGAGCUGUGACCGGCUUCUUCAAGACGGUCUCCAUGGGCGACUGUAGGGCCUGGCUUCAGGAUUUCUUGGUGCACUGGGAGAAAAUGUUGAAGAAAAGUGCAUCACCCACCACGGCCCCCCCAGCAGCCCCGUCCAGGGCCACAGCCCUCAAGCCCAUCGCCUGGAUCAUCACCUGGAUCCUCCCCGUGGUCCUCACCUACUUCAUCAUCACUGGCAUCCUCAGCUGAGUCCUUUACAGGAACAGGUACUGUGGGCAGAAUUCAGAGGCAAGUUAGGGGCACGUGGCCUGGUGUGAGGCCAGUGAAAGGUGAAUCCCAGUCCAAUCCCUGCCCCUCCUGGAACCUCCUCAUCCUGGAAAUGAAGGCAGGUGAAUAAGACCUCACAU